This is a messenger RNA of Mirounga angustirostris (Northern elephant seal), 2562 nucleotides long. It is a transcript of the gene CUNH10orf62, whose product is annotated as chromosome unknown C10orf62 homolog. Lineage: Eukaryota; Metazoa; Chordata; Mammalia; Carnivora; Phocidae. The transcript has 2 exons. The record is from RefSeq and is a predicted model, not a curated record. The coding region runs from base 672 to 1358 and encodes 228 amino acids.
AUGAGCUCCUUCCCGGGCCCCUUUCCUUCUGGACCCUGCUCUGUAAAGGGGUUGAGGCUGCAAAUGUGCCAAGCUGGCAGCAGGGGUGGGCCCUGAAUGAAAGGAGACACCGACGUCAGGCAGCCUGGAAUGGAUGCCUGGAAUGGAAGGACCCCUUCAGCCGUGGUCGGCGCACCUGCCCCCUGGGGGCCACUGGAUGGAGAGGGAGAGAAACCAAAGAUUGGAAAAGAAGGAUUGAGUUGCAGAAUGGGUCACAAGCAGAAGGCAGAAGGGACUCAGAAUUGGGGAAGCUGCUUUUCCACUGACCUCGGGGACAGCUGUCCGGGUGGGAGACGGGACUUGGGCCUCAGGAAACGGCCUGCCAGGUUGGACGUGAGGGAUGCUGUGGCCUCUCCCCACCCCGCCCCCCUAGCCACCUUCCUCACAAUGGGGUUCAUUGCUGAGGUGGGAGGGGCAUCCUAGGAAGGGUCCAGCUGGGGGCCUGCCAGCCAGACAGCCUCGGGGAACCUGCCCUUCAAGAUGAACCAUACCAUCCGGGCUCCCCCACUCCCAGUGCGCUCUUAGCUCUGCCUGCCUGGCGUAGGGUCCUGGAGGCCUUCUUGGAGCUCAUCCAGCAACCAUCAUGCAAGGUGGUGCUGGGGGCUGCCCUCUUACUGGGCGGUGGAGGCCUCAUGCUGUGGAUUCAGAGGAGGAGGAGAAGGAAGACAUCCCCUGCUCCUGCCCAGGAGGAGCAGGGGCCACCCGAAGGUCACCAAGCAAAGAAUGAGAACUGGAUUAAGUCUCACUUUAGCCGCCUUUCUGAAGAGAAGCUGGCCGCCAGCAGCAGCACCCCCCCUGCCCCCGAGAGUGGCCGUGGGGCGGCCGGCACCACGGUGCGCACAGAGACCUUCACCACCAGGCAAGGAGAGGUGGGCGCAGCUCUGCACCAGCAGUCCUUCGCCAGCAAGCAGAGGUUGUCUGGCUCCUCGCUGACCAGAGAGACCCAGCGGGAGUCUGGAAGAUCCUCGUCCACGGAUGCGGCCACCUGGGCUGCUGUAGCCACCUGUACCAAGGAGAUGGACAACCUGGGACAGCAGCUGGCUCAUUCCAUGUUGCAGCGUGCCAUGAUUUACCAGAACUCAGGCCACCUGGAGUCCAAAGACAUCAACCAGGAGGAGCUGAAGGGCCUCGAGGAGGUGGAGUUGAAGCUGAAGGGGAAUUUCCUCACUCAGCGAGAAACCGCGGUAGCCGGCAUGAACCACACACACACCUUCCAUGGCCACGGUCCCCACGGCCACCAGGGGCAUCCGAGCCACCCGAGCCACAGCCUGCCCGACCGCAGCCACCACACCUACCACCCCUUUGAAGCCAUCACCUAACCACAGACGGAGACGCCCCUUCCCCCGACAGGCUGGCACACAAGCGUGGGCCUGUUUUCUCUCCUGUGGGGCAGCCCGUGUGGCCCAGGGUGAGAGGCUGCCGCCCAACACCCUUCUUCCUCAGCCCCCCACGGGGCUCCUGGGCCCCUUCAAGUCUGUGAGUAGGGUCUGUCACGGAGAAUGGCUCCCGAUGGAGGGGCAGGUGGAAGGAAGGGAAGCAGCCGAGACACACGCCCGGGCCCCUGAAGACCCACCGAGAGAAGCCCGGUGAGGCAGAUCCCGGGAGCAGCUGAGAGCCCCCAGACUGACGCCAGAUGCCUGGAACUGAGCCAAUAAAGCCUUGUAUACCCUCAUUCUGAGUCUGGGGGGCUCUGUGGCCAGCCUCAGGACUGGGCGGGGAUGCGGGGAGAGGGUUCCGCUCCCACAGUCCUCUUCGUGUGGCCCUUGGCUUGGGCUUUUUGCUGGGCUGAUUCAAGACUCCACAAAUCAGCUUCCCCAGGUCUCAGGUUCUGGGGAUGGGACGUCUCCCGGGAGCUCAGCACCCACCAACCCGCUCUUGGCCAGGGAAGGAGGAAGCGGCCAGGUGUUGAGAGGUGGGGGGAGAGACAGGCUUUCAGAAGCUAGUAAGCAAGGUGGGGUGUGGGUCUCCUGUCCUCUUGGUGUCAUCUUCACCCUAUCUCCUGCUGCUCGAGUCGUGUGGCCUCCUGCACUGCAGUGCUCUCUCCCUGCCCCACCUGCUUUCCGGGGCCGCUGGGAUCCCCAUUAAUGCCUCCCCCGCCUACCUUCAGAGCUGUUGUGCCAUAUACUCUCUCUUCCUGUUUAUGUUACCGUGGCUGGGGCUGCUGCUGGUACUACGGAUGAGUGGUAUUACUAGUACUACGGGCUGCUGCUGGUACUAUGGAUUAGUGGUAUUACUAGUACUACCAGCAGCUCCCUCUUUUUUUUUUUCUUUUCAGUUUUUAGUAUGUGCCAUGUUCUAUGUUAAGUGUUACAGCACAGUCCCAUGGAGACAGUAUUGCGUUACCUCCGUUCUGCAGAUGAGACACCUGAGGCUCAGAGCUGUAAUUCACCUGACAGGGCAUCGACACAGAAGAUGCUGGUCCAAUCCUCUCCGGGGUUGGCGACUCACACAUGGGGGCACUCACACUGGCCAAGGACCAGCACCUUUGGAACAAGACAGAAGGAGGCUCCUGGCCUGACGUGG